Cynara cardunculus var. scolymus (artichoke) is the source of this 1505-nucleotide messenger RNA. Its product is annotated as hypersensitive-induced response protein 1-like. The record is from RefSeq and is a predicted model, not a curated record. Lineage: Eukaryota; Viridiplantae; Streptophyta; Magnoliopsida; Asterales; Asteraceae. The transcript has 7 exons. The coding region runs from base 321 to 1181 and encodes 286 amino acids.
GAAACCUUCUUGACAGACAGUGUGCACCCGUAAACUCUGUCAUCUCAAUCUCACCAAGAAAAGUAAAAUCAAUUCUUCAAUCUCAUAUUCCACCUCGAUCGUUGAUGCUUGAAACCCUAACGAUCGCAAGAUUAGUUUAAUUUAGCUUCUACAUAAGGAAGCCACUCUACUCUUUGAGGGUGAAGGUCGGGUCUUUGUACACUCCUCGGCACGCACGUGAUCCCACAUUCAAGUGCAUAUGAUGGUUGUUUAGUUUGGUGUAUAUGCAAGGAAGCCUGUAACAUGAUGUGUGUUUAUGAAUCUAUGCAUAUAUUUGAAUCAUGGGUCAGUCACUUGGGUGCAUUCAAGUGCAGCAGUCUAGUGUAGCAGUUAAAGAACAUUUUGGCAAGUUCGAUGACGUACUUCAGCCUGGUUGUCACUGUUUGCCUUGGUGUUUGGGGUAUCGGCUCGCUGGGAAAUUGUCGUUGCGUGUGAAUCAGCUUGAUGUUCAUUGUGAGACAAAAACAAAGGACAAUGUCUUUGUUACCAUGGUUGCUUCUAUACAGUAUCGUGCCUUGUCUGAUAAGGCUGCUGAUGCUUUCUACAAGCUCUCAAACACAAAGCAACAAAUUCAAGCUUAUGUUUUCGAUGUAAUUAGGGCUAGUGUACCGAAGCUGCAAUUGGAUGACGUUUUUCUGCAGAAGGAUGAUAUAGCUAGAGGUGUGGAAGAGGAGCUUGAAAAGGCAAUGUCCGGUUAUGGUUUUGAAAUCGUGCAAACUUUGAUCGUUGAUAUAGAACCUGAUCCACAUGUAAAGAGAUCCAUGAACGAGAUCAAUGCAGCUGCCCGAAUGAGAGUUGCUGCAAACGAAAAGGCGGAAGCGGAAAAGAUUCUGCAAAUCAAGCGUGCAGAAGGAGAAGCGGAAUCCAAAUACCUAUCUGGGCUCGGUAUCGCUAGGCAGCGGCAAGCCAUCGUGGACGGUCUUAGGGACAGCGUGCUUGCGUUUUCUAAUAACGUGCCGGGGACAUCGGCCAAGGAUGUUAUGGACAUGGUGUUGCUAACUCAAUAUUUCGACACCAUGAAAGAGAUUGGAGCUUCAUCUAAAUCAUCUGCUGUUUUUCUUCCUCAUGGACCUGGAGCAGUGAAAGAUAUAGCCUCGCAAAUCCGCGAGGGUCUCCUUCAAGCCGAAAGUGUCCACGAAUAGUCUACAGGUGCGUUUUUUCGACCUUAUAUUGAAAAGUGUGCUCGGAUAUGUAAAUAUCGUGAUCUCAAUAAAAAAUUUAGGGUAUUAGGAUUAUGUAAAGAAGAUGCAAAUAUGGGUGUGUAUAUGUUCUGAUCCUUCGUAAUACUUGAUCGAUGUCAAACCGUGUUCCGCUUAUUGAAACCGAGUUGAUUGAGGCUUUCUUACGAUAAUCGUAGGUCCCGUUUAAUUUGCGGAAAUGGUGGGUUUAGUAGAGCAUUUGGAACUGAAUUACAUUCCUAUCUCGUAUUUGGUUUAAUGGAAAGUCCGGAAUUGAAAUCCCACAAA